CAGCUCCAAGAUGAUCAUCCACAGGAAGUCCAUUCCAAACAACCAUGAGGUCUCUGGUUUUCAUUCUUCUUAUUGGAGCUGCGGUUGCCUUUGACGAUGACAAGAUCGUUGGAGGAUAUGAGUGCCAGCCUCACUCCCAGCCCUGGCAGGUUUCACUGAAUGUUGGAUAUCACAUGUGCGGAGGUUCUCUUGUAAACUCUGAGUGGGUGGUCUCUGCUGCUCACUGCUACAGCAGUCGCAUUGAGAUUCGUCUUGGAGAACACCACAUCCGCUUGUCUGAUGGCACAGAACAGUUUAUCAAUUCUGCCAAGGUUAUCCGGCAUCCAAAGUACAAUUCAUACACCAUUGACAAUGACAUCAUGCUCAUCAGGCUGUCAUCGCCUGCCGAGCUCAAUGCCUACGUGCAGCCUGUGGCUUUACCUACUAGCUGUGCUGCAGCCGGCACUGAAUGCAGAGUCUCUGGAUGGGGAAACACAAUGAGCUCUGCGAAUAACCGAGACCUCCUGCAAUGUCUGGAAAUCCCCAUCCUGUCAGACAGUGACUGCCAGAACUCCUAUCCAGGAAUGAUUACUCCCAGCAUGUUUUGUGCUGGAUAUCUUGAGGGAGGAAAAGAUUCUUGUCAGGGAGACUCUGGCGGACCUGUGGUCUGUGAUGGAGUUCUUCAAGGUGUCGUUUCCUGGGGUUAUGGCUGUGCUGAAGUGAACCACCCUGGUGUCUAUACCAAAGUAUGUGAGUUCACUGACUGGCUCCAAACCACAAUGGCUAACAACUAAAUUAAGAAGAACAAUUACUGAAGCUAAUGCAACAAUGAAGACAUCACCUGUUAAAAGAAUAAAAAAUUAAAUAAAAGAUAUUAUUCAAUGA
This is a messenger RNA of Erpetoichthys calabaricus (reedfish), 864 nucleotides long. RefSeq names its product trypsin-2-like. Lineage: Eukaryota; Metazoa; Chordata; Cladistia; Polypteriformes; Polypteridae. The transcript is spliced from 5 exons. The coding region runs from base 45 to 773 and encodes 242 amino acids. The record is from RefSeq and is a predicted model, not a curated record. Gene Ontology annotation, molecular function: serine-type endopeptidase activity. Gene Ontology annotation, biological process: proteolysis.